Messenger RNA from Sarcophilus harrisii (Tasmanian devil), 946 nucleotides. RefSeq names its product olfactory receptor 6C76-like. Lineage: Eukaryota; Metazoa; Chordata; Mammalia; Dasyuromorphia; Dasyuridae. The record is from RefSeq and is a predicted model, not a curated record. Gene Ontology annotation, biological process: G protein-coupled receptor signaling pathway. Bases 8 to 946 code for a protein of 312 amino acids. Gene Ontology annotation, molecular function: G protein-coupled receptor activity; olfactory receptor activity. The transcript has 2 exons. Gene Ontology annotation, cellular component: membrane.
CUCAGCCAUGAAAAAUCAGACAUCAGUGACAGAGUUCAUCCUUCUAGGACUAACAAAAGACCCAGAGUUCCAGGUUAUAAUUUUCCUUUUUCUGUUUCUUACCUAUAUAUUAAGUGUGACUGGCAAUCUGACCAUCAUCACCCUCACCUUGCUGGACUCUCACCUAAAGACUCCCAUGUAUUUUUUCCUCAGAAAUUUCUCUUUCUUAGAAAUAUCAUUUACAUCUGUUUGCAUACCUAGAUUUCUGGUCAGUAUAGUAACCAAGGACAAUACAAUUUCCUAUAAUUCUUGCAUAACUCAAGUGUUUUUUUUAAUCCUCCUUGGUGCAACAGAAUUUUUUCUUCUGGCUGCCAUGUCCUAUGAUCGGUAUGUGGCCAUCUGCAAACCCCUACACUACAUGACCAUAAUGAGACCCAAAAUAUGUAGCCAGCUUGUAAUCAGCUCUUGGCUGGCAGGUUUUCUCAUUAUCUUUCCACCAGUCAUCAUGGGCCUCCAGCUAGAUUUCUGUGAUUCCAAUGUCAUUGAUCACUUCACCUGUGACUCUUCUCCCAUGCUGAUGAUUGCUUGCACAGAUACCAAAGUCUUAGAGGUCAUGAGUUUUUGCUUAGCUUUAUUCACACUCAUAGUGACUUUGGCAUUAGUGAUACUCUCCUAUGCAUUCAUUCUCCAAACCAUUCUGAGAAUUCCCUCUACCCAACAAAGGAAAAAGGCUUUUUCCACUUGUUCCUCCCACAUGAUUGUUGUCUCCAUUUCUUAUGGGAGCUGUAUUUUCAUGUAUGUCAAACCCUCAGCAAAGGAAGAAGUAGCUUUAAAUAAAGGGGUAGCAGUGUUGAAUACUUCUGUUGCCCCCAUGCUAAACCCAUUCAUUUAUACUCUAAGAAACCAGCAAGUGAAGCAAGCCUUUAAGGAUGUGAUCAGAAAAAUCCAAAAGAUAUCUAUGAGAUAG